UACCAUCCCGCUUCUUCCCAUCAUUCGAAAUACACCGCCCACCCCCACCCCUCAUCUCUCUCGCUAUCUCUCUCUCUCUAUAUAAAUAUAAUAUAUACAUACACAACAUUUUUGUGAUUGAGUGAUUCACCAGUGUUGUGCUCUUCAAUUUCUUCACUCGAAGAAAAGGAUAGAGUGAGUGAAGACAGAGAGAGGAAUAAAAACCCUAGCUCGUGGGUUUUAGUUUCGUCUAUCGAAAUCGAGGCAUUUGAAUACUGGGAGAAAUGGCUCUCGACAUCACUCAGUUUCUAUUGGCUGCUCAAUCAGCAGAUGCUAAGAUUCGUUCUGAGGCAGAGACUGGUCUUGGUCAGUUCCAAGAACAAAACCUACCAGGCUUUCUUCUGUCAUUGGCUGCUGAGCUCUCCAAUGAUGGAAAACCCACUGAAUCUCGAAGACUGGCUGGUAUUGUGCUUAAGAACUCACUAGAUGCAAAAGAAUCUGCUAGGAAAGAACAGCUUGUUCAACAAUGGCAGGCAAUUGAUGCUCAAUGUAAAUCUCAAAUUAAAAGCUUGCUCUUGAGCACCCUAGGUUCGUCUGUGCGUGAGGCAAGUCAUACUGCUGCCCAAGUAAUUGCAAAGGUGGCUUCGAUUGAAAUUCCCCAGAAACAGUGGCCAGAGCUCAUUGGGUUGUUGCUUGUUAACAUGACCAAACAAGGCAGGCCUCCGUCCCUGAAACAGUCAACACUUGAAACACUUGGCUAUGUGUGUGAGGAGAUAUCGCACCAAGAUCUUGUCCAAGAUGAAGUAAACUCUGUUCUCACUGCUGUUGUGCAAGGUAUGAAUGUUGAGGAGCAAAGCCCUGAAGUACGUCUUGCUGCUACUAGGGCUUUAUAUAAUGCUCUUGAUUUUGCUCAGACAAACUUUGGUAACGAGAUGGAGAGGAAUUUUAUCAUGAAGGUCGUCUGUGAGGCAGCCAUUGCAAAGGAGACAGAGAUUAGACAGGCUGCAUACGAGUGUCUUGUUUCUAUUGCAUCAACAUACUAUGAGUUGCUUGAACCUUACAUGCAGGCUGUCUUUGAGUUGACAGCAAAAGCAGUCAGAGAAGAUCAGGAGGCUGUUGCUCUUCAAGCAAUUGAGUUCUGGAGUUCUAUCUGUGACGAAGAGAUAGAAUUGCAAGACUAUGAGGUUCCUGACAGUGGGGAUUCUAGUGUGCAACACUCUCGCUUCAUUGAGAAGGCCCUCCCAACACUUGUUCCAAUGCUGCUGGAAACAUUAUUGAAGCAGGAUGAGGAACAGGACCAGGAUGAUGAUAUUUGGAAUCUGGCUAUGGCUGGUGGAACAUGUCUUGGUCUUGUUGCCAGGACUGUUGGAGAUGCUGUUGUUCCCCUGGUAAUGCCUUUUGUUGAGGCUAAUAUAUUGAAGCCUGAUUGGCGCUCACGUGAGGCUGCAACAUAUGCAUUUGGCUCAAUUCUUGAAGGCCCAAGCAUUGAGAAGCUCUCUCCCAUGGUCCAUGCUGGAUUAGAUUUUCUUCUUAAGGCGAUGAAGGAUGAAAACAGCCAUGUAAGAGAUACCACUGCAUGGACACUUAGCCGUAUUUUUGAGUUUCUGCACACACCAUCUUCUGGGUUCUCAGUGAUUUCGCCAGCCAACCUCCAGCAGAUUGUCGGAGUGUUGUUAGAGAGUUUAAAAGAUGCCUCCCAUGUUGCCGAGAAAGUUUGUGGGGCUAUCUAUUUUCUUGCACAGGGAUAUGAGGAUGGUGGGCCAAGCUCGUCUUUGCUCACACCAUAUAUUCCUGAGAUUAUCACCUCUCUUAUUUCCACAGCUGACCGGACUGACAGCAGUGAUUCUAAGCUCAGAACUAACGCAUAUGAAACAUUGAAUGAAGUUGUUAGGUGCUCUAACCUUGUUGAAACAUCUGAUAUCAUUGCGAAGCUUUGCCCGGUUAUCAUGGCUAAGUUGGCACAAACAGUAGAGCUUCAGAUUGUAUCCUCUGAUGAUAGGGAAAAGCAGGGAGAUUUGCAGGCUUCCCUUUGUGGUGUACUCCAGGUUAUCAUUCAGAAGCUUAGCAAUGCUGAUGAAACUAAGCCCAUUCUACUUCAGGUUGCCGACCAGAUCAUGAUGUUGUUCCUAAAGGUAUUUGCUUGUCGUAGCUCGACGGUGCAUGAAGAGGCCAUGCUUGCCAUUGGCGCUCUGGCCUAUGCAACUGGACAGGAGUUCUUGAAGUAUAUGCCAGAAUUCUACAAAUAUCUGGAGAUGGGGCUGCAAAAUUUUGAAGAGUACCAGGUGUGUUCCAUCUCGGUGGGGGUUGUUGGUGACAUUUCCCGUGCCUUGGAUGACAAGAUCUUACCAUAUUGUGAUGGGAUGAUGGCACUUCUUCUGAAGGAUCUGUCUAGCGGCGAACUUAACCGAUCUGUAAAGCCUCCGAUAUUUUCCUGCUUUGGGGAUAUUGCUCUUGCCAUUGGUGAACACUUUGAGAAAUACCUCCAAUAUGCAUUGCCUAUGAUGCAAGGUGCUUCCGAAUUAUGUGCACAGUUAGACAACAGUGAUGAGGAAAUGCUAGAGUAUGGCAACCAGCUCAGGCGCAGUAUUUUUGAAGCAUAUUCAGGGAUUCUUCAAGGAUUUAAGAAUUCCAAGGCUGACUUGAUGUUACCCCAUGCUCCUCAUCUCCUGCAGUUCAUUGAACUGGUUGCUAAGGACAAACCAAGAGAUGAAAGCGUGACCAAAGCAGCGGUUGCUGUGUUGGGAGAUUUAGCUGAUGCACUUGGUCCAAAUAUAACCACCCUUUUCAAAGAUCGAGUUUUCUGCGCCGAGUUGUUGGGCGAGUGUCUUCAAUCUGAUGAUGAACAGCUCAAAGAAACAGCAACUUGGACCCAAGGGAUGAUUGGGCGUGCCUUCUCUGUUUGUGGGUGAAGAAAGAGCUGCUUCAAAGUAUCAGUUUGUAAGGGAGUCAUGUAUUUUCCUUCGUCUCAACAGGGGCAAACGUGUCUGGUCAUCGUGUCGUAGAUUUUUAUGACGAUGAAAUUCUUUUCAUUGUUGGGGUAUAUACCCAAAGGGGGUCAGUUCUUUUCUCUGUAGUUUCAAGGAUUAAGACCACCUACUUGUGGUAGCCUGCUGUCAUUUUGGACGUUGUCUAGUUCUAUACAUUACAUAUAAUGGAGGUUUAGUUAGGUAAUCUUCUUGUAACUUAAUUCUCACUCCAUCACAAGGCUCUUUCCGAAAUACCAAAAAAUCGUAUUUGGAAUC
This is a messenger RNA of Nicotiana tabacum (common tobacco), 3221 nucleotides long. Its product is annotated as importin subunit beta-1-like. Gene Ontology annotation, biological process: protein import into nucleus. Gene Ontology annotation, molecular function: small GTPase binding. NCBI's taxonomy places the organism in Eukaryota, Viridiplantae, Streptophyta, Magnoliopsida, Solanales, Solanaceae. The record is from RefSeq and is a predicted model, not a curated record.